UGAUGAUGAUGAAUGGGCUGAUAUAGAAGACGACCAAUCGAAACUUCACGUUUGCCGCUUGAUUGUUGGGAAGCUGAAUCACCUUUCCGCGUAUUCGACGAGCGACAUCUUGAACCCAUGAUUGCCCAUCGACGACAUUGACACCCGCCCUAAUCGCCAUGACCAUGCCUCGCCUGGCCACUGCGUUGAUAACGGGGUAGAGUAUAAUGGAUUACAUCUAUGGAGCGGCUGCGGAAAUCGUCUAUACCCUCCAGCACCGACUGGUCCGAGAAAAAGAACAACCGAAACUGACAGCUUCGGCUGCAGCUUCUUGUCCCAGUCUGGAUCAAGAUCCCUUAGCAAACCCCAGGUGCUGGCCCGGUUACCUCACGUUCGUCUCGUCUACUCCCUACGAUGACGAACCGAUACAGCGCACGACCAUGUUCGACUGGUGGGUCGAAGAUCAUGUCCUGCGUUCGGAAAUGCGACUCGCAGAGUCGAGACGAAAUUUCUACCAGAUUCCGCGAUUCGACCUGACCAAAUUCAACAAGUCACGUUACUGCGUGGCCUACCACUACCCGGUCGACACUUCUGCCGGACGAGAACAGACCGAGACGAUCUACCGGUGGGAGCUCGGACUAGCAUGGGAGAUCGUGAGACAGAUAGCGUUGACGAGGAACUUCUUGUUCCUCGUUGCACAAAGUGAACCGUCGUCGCAGGGAUGGAUCCGACCUGACGCAGACGCCCUCGUAGCGCUCGGGGAAUGGGCAUCAGUGGCCAGGGAAGAGUUCGAGCGGCUGGACAACUACCUCGACUACCUAGGCAGGCGCGAAGGCUCCCCAAGGUGGACCAUCACGGAAUGGUCACACGAAGAUCCUAUCCCCGACCGACUAUACAACAAGAAAUGGAAGGGGUGCGAAAAGACCAGGACCACUAUCCUCGCCAUGGACUUUCCCUACAAGUUCUUCCCUCAUUGCAAGCGCAUCAUCAGGGGAGAAAACGUCAUCCCUUCCUGCAAGGCUAAACUUCCCGUCGGGCUGAUCAGGGCUCUGAUGCACAAACAUCAGCCGUAUCAGCCUAUCGGUACCGAAUCGCCACCGAUACCUUGGUGGCGAAAGAGACUGGAUGAGGACCCUCGGAACUGUUGGUGGACGUAUCGCUCCAGGUCCGACUUUCGUCUAGACCUUCAGACGCCGUAUAAAAAGGAGAUCGAUCGGUGGCUGCUUCCACCGGCCUUGAGGGACGAGCCUGAUACCCCCUCACAUAUACAGUGUGAUACCGCCAAAGAGGUCGACAAUGCACUCGGCGAGACACCGUAGAAGAUUGUCACACUUCUGGGAAGUUCUUCAUCGCCAAAAUGAAUCGCCGGACGAGGACUGUCGGGUUCAGAAGAACGGGGUCUCAUAAGGGUUACGUUUCGCGCCGCCUGCUGUACGAGACGAUACUGUAAGAUACUAUACGUUCUGGUCGGACAUCGACCUCACCUGAACUGGCGGCAGACCCAGCUUUGAAACAACCAGAUGUUCUCGCUCGGGCUACUUUUUGUAUAUUCGCAACCUUCUAUCUUAGUAUCAGGGC
Filobasidium floriforme is the source of this 1557-nucleotide messenger RNA. RefSeq lists its product as uncharacterized. The record is from RefSeq and is a predicted model, not a curated record. Bases 207 to 1298 code for a protein of 363 amino acids. Lineage: Eukaryota; Fungi; Basidiomycota; Tremellomycetes; Filobasidiales; Filobasidiaceae. The transcript has 5 exons.